AUGCGCUAUUCGCUCAAGUUGGGCUCAGUCAACAAGUUUCUUUCCAGCUGCAUGGAUUCACCUUCAUCUGCUUCAAUUACUUCCACGUUGCGAUUCCUUCGUGAUAUCUCUGCACUUCGACACCCUAAGCAGUCAGGCGCUAUCGAGAGAAACUGUCGCUUGAACUUGAAUCGGACAAAGAAAUAUCCUGAACUUCAAACUAACGUCAAAUCUGGGCUUUCUGCAAGCCAGCUAGCUGAUUAUUUUGAGGUUCAAUCCGAACAAUCAAGUCAAUCAGCCAGCUCGAGCCAAGACAUCUGCACAGACAGCAAUAUGGUUAGAAAAGCAGUUGGGUGCCCUAUAUUAAAACCAGGUGGGAAGCCGAUUGUCAAACAUACUACUGUCGUUAAAGAUUCGGCGGAGAUUGUUACUGCGGACGAUUGUGACGAGCUGACUCCUUUGGGAUUGCAUUUGGCUAACUUACCACUUGAUCCUCAAUGUGCCAAACUGCUUCUUCUAGGUGCCAUGUUUCGUUGUCUUCAACCUGCUGUUAUUGUUGCUGCUUGUCUGGCAUUUCGAGAUCCCUUUGAAGUAAGCUCUUCUGCACUCAAUCAGUAA
Messenger RNA from Protopolystoma xenopodis, 597 nucleotides. The record is from the annotation of a GenBank genome assembly. Lineage: Eukaryota; Metazoa; Platyhelminthes; Monogenea; Polystomatidea; Polystomatidae.